Messenger RNA from Haliotis rufescens (red abalone), 1917 nucleotides. Its product is annotated as pyruvate kinase PKM-like. Bases 215 to 1780 code for a protein of 521 amino acids. Lineage: Eukaryota; Metazoa; Mollusca; Gastropoda; Lepetellida; Haliotidae. The transcript has 13 exons. Gene Ontology annotation, biological process: glycolytic process. The record is from RefSeq and is a predicted model, not a curated record. Gene Ontology annotation, cellular component: cytoplasm. Gene Ontology annotation, molecular function: magnesium ion binding; pyruvate kinase activity; potassium ion binding.
ACCCUCACCUUGACCGACAAGUGACCUCGAGGGUCACGGAAUAUGAGAGCUUCAGUCAGCAUGGGAGAAACUCGAUUAUGUUGACGUGCAUGAAACGGCAGCUAAUCUAUUCCAACAGAGGAAUCUAUCAAAGACAGUGUUAACAGUAGCGAUAGUCAGGUUUUUAACCAAGGUGCUCUCCUGAUUUGAUGCACUCCGCGAAAGAUCAGGCAGGAUGUCGGAGAGUCGGCUCCAGCACAUGUGUCGGCUGGAUAUGGAUGCGGAAUGCCACACGCUGAAGAGGACCAGCGUCAUCUGCACCAUUGGCCCAUCAUGUGAUUCAGUUGACAUUUUACAACAACUAAUGGAAAAAGGGGUGAACAUAUGCUGCAUCAAUAUGGCACACGGAUCUCAACAACAACACCGUGCUACAGUAGACAAGAUAAGAGAGGCCGAAAGACUUGCUAACAAGAAACUACCAACCCAGGUUGCCAUAGCGAUAGACAUAUCAGGACCUGCCAUACACAUAGGCCAGUUAAGAUCGGAACUUGGAGGGUCGAUGGUUCUGAAGGAUGGAGACAACGUAAGGCUGACUGGGGAUGCCACAUACAAGAACAUCUGUGACAAGGAGCACAUCUACGUCAACAAGGACGAGUUGAUCAGGAAGACUGUCGUGGGAGACACCAUCUACCUGGAAGACGGGCCACUCAGUAUCACAGUCAAACACAAAGACCCUGAUUACCUGAACUGUGUUGUGGAGACAGAGGGCGUGUUGCGGAGCUAUGAUGAGUGCCAAGUCCCGGGGAUGUUGUCAGGGAAACAGAAGUUGACAGACGAAGAUGUCGAUGACAUUGUAUUUGCACUGAGGAAUGAGAUAGAUAUGAUCUUCGUAUCGUGGGUGUGGAGCUCUGGUAUUGUACAGCUGGUGAGAAGAGAGCUGGGAAUCAAGGCUGAUCAGGUCAAGGUCAUUGCUAAAAUUGAAAACCAUGAGGGCGUGAAGAGGUAUGAUGCCAUCUUGAAAGUUUCUGAUGGCACCAUUGUUGCUCGGGGCAACCUUGGUGUAGAUCUACCGCCAGAGAAGGUAUUCCUUGCGCAGAAGCUUAUGAUUGGUCGAUCUCGUCGUGCAGGGAAACCAGUCAUCUGUGCUUCACAGAUGUUGCAGAGCAUGGUGCGUAAUCCUCGACCUACACGCGCUGAAGCGGGGGACGUUGCCAAUGCCAUCCUUGACGGUGUAGACUGCUUGAUGUUGACUGGCGAGACUGCCUUUGGGAAGCAUCCAAUCAAAGCUGUCGAGACACUGGUUGCUGUGUGUCAGGAGUCUGAAGCAGCACUAGCCACGGAAACAUUGUUCCGCAUCCUGCGUCAAGUUACAAUACUGCAGUAUGAUCACACAGAAACUGUUGCCAUGACAGCAGUGGAGACAGCCAUCCGGGCGGAAGCAGCUGGCAUCUUAAUUCUCACUAGCUCUGGGCGAUCAGCAGGCCUUGUAUCCCACUACCGUCCACCCUGCCAUAUUGUGGCCAUCACACGUGUGCCCCACGUCGCCCGAUGUCUGCAUCUACACCGGGGCACGCUGCCCAUCCUCUAUGAAGAGGAGCUCGCUGACAGCUGGGGUGAAGACAUGGAUCGCAGGUUCCAUCAUGGGAUUCUCGUAUCUGCCGAAUGUGGUAUAAUCAAGGCAGGAGAUACUGUUGUCUUGGUAACUGGGAUGAGUCCAGGAACUGGCUCCACAAACACGGUCCGGCUCCUUGUUGUUCCAGACCUGGACAAACUUCAGCCAAUCACAAACAUCCAACUCUGACUCUAUCCUGGAUGUAUGGUAGUUGAUCUAACCAGUGCGUUUGUUUGUUUGUUUGUUUGUUGUUUUACGCCGCACUCAGCAAUAUUACAGCUAUAUGACGGCGGUCUGUAAAUAAUCGAGUCUGGACCAGAUAAUCC